Molecule: messenger RNA, 1569 nt
Organism: Anastrepha ludens (Mexican fruit fly)
Lineage: Eukaryota; Metazoa; Arthropoda; Insecta; Diptera; Tephritidae
Exons: 5
Coding region: 224-883 (219 amino acids)
Source: RefSeq, a predicted model, not a curated record
CGUAUACUGUUUGGCAGCACCGAUUCUCCUACUGGACACAAAAGGAUGCAUUUGCAUUGUUAAAAAAAAAACAGUAGUUGACGGCCAAGUAUAUAUUUUGUAAAGAAUUCAAUAUUGAAUUUUGAGUAUCGAGAAAACUUAGCAAGUUCUUUAAAUUAAAAUUUGAAGCAACAAGAAUCAGGCGCUGAAGCAAAGAAAUUUGAGUUAAAUACAAAAAUUAAGAAUGCCAAUGGGAGCAGAUCCAGUUUAUCAACCAACAACCGUAUCGGUCUCUUAUGAGCCUCGGCCAGGCAGGAACAAUAGCAGUCGUUCAAUAGCAUGCAAAUUACUGAGCAAUCCUCGAUUUCAGAUUAUGCUGCUGCUUUUUGGGCUUAUAACUUUAGCGACUGGCAUUGCAGUAGUAGCUAGCUCCAUCGCAGGUCACAUUUUCAUUAAUAGAAACUCCAAGGAUCUAGCCGAUGACGAUGCUGUUAUGACUUGUUCACAAAUGCCAAUUGGCAUGAUCAUCUCGGGUGCCUUUUUUUCGGCAACCGGAUUGUUUUGCCUUGGCGUGUACAUAACGGUGGCUGAUUGGCGGCGUAAUUGUAUUUGUCAAUGUCCAUUGUUUGAUAAGAAAAAAUCACUUGCUAGACAAUUGCAAUGCCAGAAUGGAGGUGUUUGUGGUGAAGGCAUAAUGGCGUUAAAUCCUUCUACAGAUCCGCUGGUAUCGCAUACACAAUAUGCACCAGUAUCAGAGUUGCCGCACCGCUGUGAUGAAGAAGAACGUAGAAAUUUGAUGCCUGAUAACAAAGAUUGCCUCAGUAGCGCCGAAGAGUCUGAUCGUAUGCUCGAACCUGAUCCACGUAUCGUUUUGCGACCAAUGGGUCGCGUCGACGAUGCCUAAGAGUUUUUAGUAAAUUGAAAUGGAUUGAUUUUGCGAUAAUUAGGAAAAGUAGAGACGUAUGCAUCGAUUACGUAUUAUUGGUAUGGAUUUAAAAGCGGAGUUUCUACCAACUUUUUACUUUUGUUGUUGUGCUUAGAAAGGUGUAUUUUAUAGCAUUCAUUCAGGAUGUUUAAUUUUUUUAAUAGCAUAUGUUUGAAUAAUUUGACUGUCAUCCUUACUAAUUACCCUAGUAAUGAAUAAGCAGGCUAAAUUUCGUUUUAAAAAAAUAAAUGUUAAAUUUUUGAGUACCAAAAUCUAUGGGCUGCUUAAAUGUUCUAUUAAAUUUUAAAUAAAAUGUCAUAAUCUCGUAGCUGUAAGCAAAUAUUUAAUCGCUUAGGCAAAGUUCAGCAAUUUGUUGGGCACGCACACCAUUUACAAAUGGAAUUAGAGAGUAGAAAUAUUGUAAGGAACUAAAAAAUGAACCAUUUCAAAAUACUAAGUAUAAUGAAAUGGACAGUUCUCGUAUAAGUAUUACUUAAGUGAAUCACGUACACAUAUACAUAUAUACAAGUUAAAUAUUUGAAAAACUUAAAUGUUUGAAUCGUGCAAACAAACUUUUUUUCUAAACAUAUUUUUUGUGUCUUAUUUAUAAGUAAUUAAGCACUUUGCUUUCACAACCAAUAAAAUAACGUAUUUUCUAAACUAAA